This is a messenger RNA of Aspergillus nidulans FGSC A4, 766 nucleotides long. RefSeq lists its product as uncharacterized. The record is from RefSeq and is a predicted model, not a curated record. Lineage: Eukaryota; Fungi; Ascomycota; Eurotiomycetes; Eurotiales; Aspergillaceae. The transcript has 2 exons. Bases 92 to 766 code for a protein of 224 amino acids.
CAGCUCUCCACCUCCGCACUCCUAUCAUCGCCCUUCUGUUUAAUUAUCCAUCACGCGGAUUAUCCCCUCGCACAGGGCAGAAAACAUCAAUAUGGGACUCAUAACCCGCACCCUGAAGCUAGGGACCUACACGGGCCUGGCGUCUCUCGGCGCUUUCUUCGCCUACACGCGCAAUGACCGCUUCGUGGACAUGCCCCCGACCGACCCGAUCUUUAACCACCCUCUCUACGCCAAAUUCAACCCGUCCAAGAACCCGACUACGCACGACCUUUGCAUUCGCCGCGUUCCACUUUCCGAGAUCAACCCGUCACUGCUCGAGAAGAAGGGGAAGCUCGUUGAGGCGUUCUGCGCGGGUGUGUGGAGUGGCUGGGGCUACGCCUUCCAACGGUCCUACCUCUCGCGCAAAUACGAAGCCGCCGAUACCGCGUCGCACUUGUGGACGACUGAGCAGCUAGCUUCUUCGACCUACGAUGUUGGUACAUUGAUUACGGAUCAUUUCGAAGUCGUGGAAAAGACGAACGAUCGGAUUGUCGUUCGUUGCGGUGACUCGCCCCGCCGACAGGGCGUGCGUGCUUCGGAUGGUCUCUUUGAGAUCUCUGCCGUUGUGAAGCCCGAGGAGGGUGUUGCCGAGUUCGGACUCAAGAGCUGCUUCUAUCAGGGACUGGGUAAGGCGGAGGGAACACCGAUGCCGCCUCAUAUCACCUGGUUGCACCAGCAGUAUACGAAGUUGUUGGCGGAGACAGCCUUAUACAAGGUGCGAAGGUAG